AUGUCAGAAGGUUCUUUCUCAAAUAACUUUACCAAUAUGAUGACCAGGGGUGUUAUCACUUAUCAUCAGAAAUUUGUGUAUGAUGAGUUAAGUGGUUUUUUUCCUGACGGAAAAGGAGAAAUACAGAGUCUUGCAUCAGCAAUGAUUGCAAACCUAAAUAAGAAACUAGUUGACAGAUCGUUGAUUGGGCAACGUUGUGAUUUCAGGAUUACUUGUGAUGGCUUUGAGGCAGUUAUUGGACUGCGAUCAGGAGGACUACCCAAAGCCUGUAGUUCAAAAAGAUGGAAUGAUAAAGUCGACCUCAUGGUUGCUAUGCGUGAUGUCUUGCUCCAGGAAGCAAUAGAAAACAAUGGUGUGGGAUGUAAAGACUUUAGGAAAUUGUAUACACUUGGCGUACAUUCUUAUGGCGAGUUUUUACUACAACUUGUAUGCAUUGGAUUGGAAGGCAAGAGGACUGUGGCGGUUAGGCCUCUUGAAGAAGACAAAUCAACUUUAAACCACAUUGUGACUAUUCGGGAUGAGCUGGUAGUCAAGGCAUCACAGUUGCACCGAGAUCGAUGCAGCUUAGUUCAUUCCAAACCAUACACGUUUGCUGAGCAAGGACGUGUAAGACGUAAACGUAUUCAAAAAGAUAGUUAA
Entrophospora sp. SA101 is the source of this 639-nucleotide messenger RNA. NCBI's taxonomy places the organism in Eukaryota, Fungi, Glomeromycota, Glomeromycetes, Entrophosporales, Entrophosporaceae. The record is from the annotation of a GenBank genome assembly.